Sciurus carolinensis (gray squirrel) is the source of this 3251-nucleotide messenger RNA. RefSeq names its product polycomb group ring finger 3 (gene Pcgf3). The record is from RefSeq and is a predicted model, not a curated record. Gene Ontology annotation, cellular component: PRC1 complex. The coding region runs from base 526 to 1431 and encodes 301 amino acids. The transcript has 10 exons. Gene Ontology annotation, biological process: regulation of transcription by RNA polymerase II. NCBI's taxonomy places the organism in Eukaryota, Metazoa, Chordata, Mammalia, Rodentia, Sciuridae.
CUGAGCCGCAUACCGCGCAUGCUCCAGGCGCGGCGCCCCCGACCCGGCGCUCGGCUCGGCUCGGGCAUUUCCGCCUCUUUGUUUUAAACUCCGGACGGCUUUUUUCUCCUCCUCUGGGGGGGACCCGGAGGGAGCGGCGCCCCCUCCCCCUCCCGGCGAGCCCCCGCGUGCGCCCGCUCGCCCGCCGCCCGAGACGCAGUCCCUCCCCAGAAUCCGUGCCCAGCUCACCCUGAAGUCCACUGCCUCCCUUGGGGACAUCCACGGACGCCCAUCCUGCCUUCUUUGGUCCAAAGCAGUGUGACGGAGCCCCCAGCUCCCUUCCGUGUCCCCGCCAGCCAGGCUUCACGAUGUAGCAGGACCCCGGGCCCUCACUUUCAGAAGAUGGAAGCAGAGCAGAGGCCAAGAGGGAGGUGCCCAAGUGAGCCCGAGUGCAGAGGCAGGAAGGAGCGGCUCAUCCGCGCGGUGGCCUGAAGCCUCCAUGCCACGCGGGAGGAGGGACACGCACGUCCAGAGGAGAAGCCAAAGAUGUUGACCAGGAAGAUUAAACUCUGGGACAUAAACGCCCACAUCACCUGCCGCCUGUGCAGCGGGUACCUCAUUGAUGCAACCACGGUGACCGAGUGUCUGCACACGUUCUGCAGGAGCUGCCUGGUGAAGUACCUGGAGGAGAACAACACCUGCCCCACCUGCAGGAUUGUGAUCCACCAGAGCCACCCGCUGCAGUACAUUGGCCAUGACAGGACCAUGCAGGACAUCGUUUACAAGUUGGUGCCAGGCCUCCAGGAAGGUGAGCAUCUGCUUGGAAUGCAACAGCAGCAAACUGCGGGGCCUGAAACGGAAGUGGAUCCGCUGCUCAGCCCAGGCCACAGUCCUACAUCUGAAGAAGUUCAUCGCCAAAAAGCUCAACCUUUCCUCCUUCAACGAGCUGGACAUCUUGUGCAACGAGGAGAUCCUGGGCAAGGACCACACCCUCAAGUUCGUGGUGGUCACACGAUGGAGGUUCAAGAAGGCGCCCCUCCUGCUACACUACAGACCCAAGAUGGACUUGCUGUGAGCCUGGCUCUGCAGACUGGCCCUGCACCCCAGGGCCACGUGGCUGUGCACAGCACCCACGCAGCGGGACUCGCCUGUGGGUGCCGGGUGGACAGACUUCUGAAUAGAGUAUUUAUAACUUUUGUACAAGAGAACCCACCGCCCACCAGACACUACCAGCACCGUUACAGAGGAUGGAACACUUGCAGUUCUGUGCGGCAGCACACGCUCACCCACCACCGGCCCUGGGCAGCAGCUGCAGCACUGGCUCCAGGUCACCGUCCCACGGACCUCGCUCGCUUUCCAGGUCUCGAGAAUCUGAGUUCGUUUCAGUUUAGUUCACGGAUUGGUUUCUUAAUAAGCCUCAAACAUAUCGUACUUUUAUUGAGUCCUUCCUAAGUUAUUGAAAAAGUCUUUUCAUGGUAAAUAUUUAUGUUGCCUUUAGCUUCCUGAAGACUUAGAAGAGAUAUAAAGAUCUAAUUUAAAGCAUACCAAAAGAGGCUUGCCUGGUACUGAGUGAGCGCGGGUGCCCACCCGCCCUGGCAGCCCAGCACAGCACACGUCCACGCUGCGGGCAGGCUGAGCCCAUGUCGCCGGCUCCACACCAUGGCUCUGGUGCACCAGCGGGGUGGACCGGGGCCGCUCAGUCCACUCAGCGCUGGCUCGAAGACCACUCUUGUUUUAAAAUCGCAUUUAUUAAAAAGGGCGUGGAUUGUCUGGUGCUGCCAUUUAGUUUCCUGCAUUGUCCUCCCCGUUUCUGUGCUAAGGAGGGCGUGGUGGUCAGGGGCUCGUCUGAUCGGUGCGCAGCUGGCGUGCCAGCGCCAGGUGCCUCCAGGUGAGACCGCCAGCCCCGGCUCUCCCUCCCGUGGAUGGAGGCCUCUGUGCUUUGCUGCCCUCCUUCCAGGAAGGUGCUGGGGCAGGGCAGGCAGACCAGGCCCAGCGGGCAGCAGCUGCACCAGGCACACAUCUCCCAGUCGCGGGUAGGGUGCUCUGUGCCAGCCCUCAGCUCCCCAGGGGUGGCAUUGCUGUUUCAUUGGGGUCUGCCCACACGGACUGGUGUGCCCCCACCCCCAGCAGAGGGGCACCUGGCGCUCAGGCACUGCCCGCGGCAGCCCGGUGGUCCUGGAGCCCCAGCACAGGAGUCCUGGUGUUUCUGGUGAGCUUGGGUCCCCUCCCUCAGCCCUUGUGAGGCAAGCAUGACCCUAGCCUCAGGGUCCCUGCCCAGCAGUGCCCACCAGCUCUGGCUGGUGGUACACAGGAAUCCGUCCAAGGCCGUGUUGCCAGGAGGCCUCACCAAGGCCUGGGGUUUCCUUGGAGGCCUUGAAAGCUGUGCUGGGCUUGUUGGCAUCCAGUUCUGCUUGUUCUCUUCUGCUUCCGGCUUCACCUAAGCAGCAGCCGUGAGGCCUAGAGUGAGGGGCGAGGAAGCACUGGAGUCGCUGGUCGGGGGCUGCGAGCCCGUGAAGCAGACCCACCUCCUCAGGACCCGCGGGUUAGUGUCCUAGGCUUGCUGUUCACCCAGGUGGUCCCCAGGUCGCUCUGCGAGGGUCUCUGAGCAAGUAUUACCUGUCUACCUCAAAACACAUACUCUGAAGCCUCCUGCAGAGCCACGCUGCACACGCCGCCGUUGCAGGUGACGUUAGGGUUUAGGCUUAGUCCUGUGGUGAGACUAAAACAAGGCUAAGCACCUGAGCCUCCAGACUGGGACUGAGGUGGAACACCCUGUGCGGCCCCAUGUGCGUGUGGCCUGCCGCUGCCGUGGAGUCCCGUGUGGUGCUAUGGUGCUGAGUCGAGAGUGCUGCCCCAGCAGCCUGACCAAACCUCAGCAGCAGAAAUACCUAUUUUUCUAAGAUCCAUCGCGUGGCUGUCUUCUUUGCAGGACGGCCCAGUGCCCUUUGCCCUUGGUCUGACACGUAGCCUUACCUAGUCCAGAGCCUGCAGCAGACGAACCUGCCUCAACCGCAGGUGUCCAGGCGCCUGCCUGACUCAGGCCACUGUGUUCCCAGCCUGACGCCAGAUCAGUCAGACGGCCCAGCAGGCCUCCUUGGCGGCUGGAGCCUCUGGGGCGGAUUUCAUACAGUGUGCUGUCAGGUGGCUCGCUGGGUCGCCUUCACACGUGGUCCCGCGAGGCGCCCUGCUCACGAGGAUGGAAAACUCAGAAUAUAGGAUAUUGAAUUUAAAAUGGGGGGUAAAAAAAAGACUUUAUAAAAUUAUUUAUUCUA